Planococcus citri (citrus mealybug) is the source of this 670-nucleotide messenger RNA. Its product is annotated as cysteine-rich PDZ-binding protein-like. The transcript has 2 exons. Bases 368 to 670 code for a protein of 100 amino acids. Gene Ontology annotation, cellular component: dendrite. NCBI's taxonomy places the organism in Eukaryota, Metazoa, Arthropoda, Insecta, Hemiptera, Pseudococcidae. The record is from RefSeq and is a predicted model, not a curated record. Gene Ontology annotation, biological process: cytoplasmic microtubule organization. Gene Ontology annotation, molecular function: microtubule binding; PDZ domain binding.
AGAAGUAGAAAUCCAAAAAGGGAAACCUGAAACCUGGCGAACUUUUGCCUUGGGUAUUUCGCUCGUUUUCGACUUUUUGUUGCUUUUUGUAAUUUUUUUUAUCAUUGCUGUGGUGCUGAAAAUGCUCGUAUGCUCGUUGUCGUUGUUCUAAGAUUCAACAUUGUAUUUUUGUUUCUGUAAAAAUUUUAAACGUAAUUUUAUUCUUCCAUUUCAGCCACUAGUUUCAUUAACGCGCGCUGAGUCAAGUUUUUCAUUAGUUGUAAUUUUCAGUUGAGUGUUGUGUUUUUAAAAAACAGUCGCAAUUUCUAUAGCUUCAACUGAAACUCGAUCAAGAUCAAUGCUGAAUAUCGGGAGUAACAUUGCAUAGAUGGUUUGCGCGAAUUGUGAAAAAAAACUCGGUCGUGUUAUCACCCCAGAUCCUUGGAAAGUUGGAGCACGGAACACAGUCGAAAGCGGUGGACGAAAAGUAGGUGAAAAUAAAGCUUUAACAGCGAAGAAGGCUCGAUUCAAUCCAUUGACUACCAAAUUUGGGCAAUGCCGAAUUUGUCGAACUAAAGUUCAUCAAGUUGGCUCAUAUUAUUGUCAAGCUUGUGCGUACAAGAAAGGAAUAUGCGCUAUGUGUGGUAAAACAUUGAUAGACACUAAAAAUUACAGACAAUCAUCGACGUGA